GAAAAAUCUGAGAACUGAAAAAUCUAACCUUUUUUAUUGUUGGAUUCUCUCCAGCUGCAGAGAUUGAAACUUGUUGAUUCGUUCGGACAAUCUAAUUUAGAUUUUCUGGGUUUUGUUUUCUCUAUUUUACAUACUUUGUAUUAUUAUUUUUUUUGGUAAUGUCGUCACCGGACAUUGUCGGAAUCCUGGAAAACACGAAGGAGCUUGAUCGGUUAAGGAAAGAACAAGAAGAAGUGUUGGUUGAGAUCAAUAAGAUGCAUAAGAAGCUUCAAGCUUCUCCUGAGAUAGUUGAGAAGCCUGGUGAUAUCUCAUUGUCAAAGCUUAAGAAUUUGUACAUUCAAGCAAAAGAGCUCUCUGAAAAUGAAGUAACGGUGUCGAACAUUUUGCUUACUCAGUUGGAUUUGCUGCUUCCUUAUGGACCAACCGGGCAGCAGAGAAGAAAGUUAGGAGUGGCAGAAGGCAAUGAUCAGAAGAGGAAGAGGAUGAAAGUUGAUUCAGAUGUAAUAAGGCUUUCUCCUUCAAUGAGAAAUCAAAUUGAAGCAUAUGCAAGUCUGAAGGGUGAACAGGUAGCUGCGAGAGUUACAGCAGAAAGUGCUGAUAAGGAUGAAUGGUUUGUGGUUAAAGUAAUCCACUUCGAUAGAGAAACAAAAGAAGUUGAAGUACUUGAUGAAGAACCAGGAGAUGAUGAAGAAGGAAGCGGUCAGAGGACCUAUAAGUUACCAAUGUCAUGCAUUUUACCAUUCCCAAAACGAAAUGAUCCUUCGAACACACAAGAGUUUCCACCGGGUAAACACGUCUUAGCUGUAUAUCCCGGGACAACAGCACUCUACAAAGCAACUGUAGUAAGUACCCCACGCAAGAGGAAGUCUGACGAGUACUUGCUUGAAUUCGACGAUGAUGAGGAAGAUGGAGCAUUGCCUCAAAGAACAGUACCUUUCCACAAAGUCGUAGCUCUACCAGAAGGUCAUCGCCAGUGAAAGAAAACAACUCGGUAUCAAUGAUUAUAUCAGUCUAAUGUAAAUAAUCCGAAAAGCGAGAACAUUCACGAAGAAUUCAGUCUCCAUGGCAUGACCAAUCAGAAAAAAUCGCGGUCUCGGAUAACCUUUCAUGUAGUUUCAGAGGGGUAGAUUGAGAAUAAGUUCAUGUUUGUGUGUGCAAUAUAAGUUAAAGUUGUAACCUUUGUGUCAAAAGAGUUGCUGAAUGAGAGAACAAAAGAGAAACAUCUGUAUCAUUCACUUUGCGAGAAUGUAAAAAAACUCUGUUCUAAUGUAUGGAAAUCCAACGAGAGUAGUAGAUUUAGAGGACUGAAA
This is a messenger RNA of Capsella rubella, 1310 nucleotides long. RefSeq lists its product as uncharacterized. The transcript has 9 exons. Gene Ontology annotation, cellular component: SAGA complex. Bases 159 to 977 code for a protein of 272 amino acids. Lineage: Eukaryota; Viridiplantae; Streptophyta; Magnoliopsida; Brassicales; Brassicaceae. The record is from RefSeq and is a predicted model, not a curated record.